AUGAGUCCCAGAAAGAGAACCGCUCCAGCUAUGGAAUUAAAUGAACCUAUCAGAAAAUCUCCAAGAAAAGCUGCAACAAAAACAUUAUCUGAAAAUGUAAAAGUUGAUCCACAAGAUCCUUUUGAAUUGAUGAAAAUAGAAUCUGAAUUAUUUUUAAAGAAAUCAUGGGUCGAGAUUUGUGAGGAGGAACAGGCUGCUGAAAACUAUAAUUCAAUAAAGGAUGAGAAACCUUUAGAUGAACCUGUACCUGUAAGUUCUUCAAGAUCUAGAAAACAAGUUGCACCACAAAAAGCUACCGUCACUACACCAAGAUAUAUGAGAUCUCGUGCUCAAAAAGAUAAAGGUCCUGAAAAUAGUAGAAAAAGACGAAUGGAUCACUCUCGUUCAUCAUCAGUUUUUUCUGAUAAUGGAAGUUGUUCAGAUUUUCCCAGAAAACGCCUUUCACCUAAAAAAAAGGCUUACUCUACAGCUAAUACACCUAGUAGGAGUAACAAAUUUAGUGAAUCUGAUGGAAUAUCUUCAACAAUUGAAAUUAAAAAAAAAGACGGGUGGGUUGAACCCAAACUUGGUUGGUGUAAAGAUCCAGAAAUAUUAAUUAGAAGGACAAAAGAAAUAGAAAAAGCUAAAGAGAAACCAGUUUAUGCUGAAUAUUUGCAAGCCAUAUCAAAAAAUGAACGUGUUAAGGGAAUUCAUCCAAAAACUCCUAAUAAAUUUAUUAAUUUUUCACGUAGAUCAUGGGAUGCACAGGUAAAGUUAUGGAAAAGAUCAUUAUAUGAAUUCUUUGGAAGGACACCAGACACAUCUUGCCGUACCACACCACAAUGUUCCCGUGAAGCAUCACCUUCUUCAUCAAUGCAGGAGGGUAUUAAUCUUAUUGGUGAGACAGUGCCUAAAUUAGAUAGUAUUGAGAUACCUGUAAAUUUAAUUGAUCCUGAUAGGAUGUCUUCACUUUUAUCUAAAUUUGACAUCGACUCAAGACAACGCUUCCGUGAAAUGGAAGAGGAGUCAACUCUUAAAGCUUCUAACGCUAACACAAAAGGACCUACUGAUUUUAGUAAGGCAUUGUAG
Strongyloides ratti is the source of this 1068-nucleotide messenger RNA. RefSeq names its product Histone RNA hairpin-binding protein. The transcript has a single exon. Gene Ontology annotation, molecular function: histone pre-mRNA stem-loop binding; mRNA binding. Bases 1 to 1068 code for a protein of 355 amino acids. The record is from RefSeq and is a predicted model, not a curated record. NCBI's taxonomy places the organism in Eukaryota, Metazoa, Nematoda, Chromadorea, Rhabditida, Strongyloididae. Gene Ontology annotation, biological process: mRNA 3'-end processing by stem-loop binding and cleavage; mRNA transport. Gene Ontology annotation, cellular component: histone pre-mRNA 3'end processing complex; cytoplasm.